This is a messenger RNA of Panicum virgatum (switchgrass), 918 nucleotides long. RefSeq names its product transcription factor bHLH25-like. The transcript has 2 exons. Bases 16 to 918 code for a protein of 300 amino acids. The record is from RefSeq and is a predicted model, not a curated record. Gene Ontology annotation, molecular function: protein dimerization activity. NCBI's taxonomy places the organism in Eukaryota, Viridiplantae, Streptophyta, Magnoliopsida, Poales, Poaceae.
AAGCCAUCUGCCGACAUGGAGGACACGAGCCUGUUCAUCAAGUGCGCGACGAACGCGCUGCAGCACGAGCAGCGGCCGCCUGGACUAGCCGCCGCCGACCUUGACUUCAGCGAGGCUACCUUCCCCUCGCUCCAAGCGCUCCGCGAGGCGUCGCACGCAGCCGAGAUGGUCCAGGAGCUGAUCACGGGCGGCGUCCACGCACCAAACAGCUGGAGCUCCGGCGGCGGCGCGGCGAGCUGGACCUUCGGCGCCACCUUCGCGCAGCCUGGCAGCAACGGCCUUCGCGGCCUGCCGGAUCUGGGGCACGGGGCGCCGCUGCCAACGAGGAAAGCCGGCGUGGGAUCCAUGUCGGCGUCGUACGCGCAGGACCACAUCAUCGCAGAACGGAAGCGGCGAGAGAAGAUCAACCAGCGGUUCAUCGAGCUCUCCACUGUUAUCCCCGGCCUCAAGAAGAUGGACAAGGCGACGAUCCUUUCGGACGCGACAAGGUACGUGAAGGAGCUCCAAGAGAAGCUCAAAGACGUGGAAGCCGGCGCGAGCAGCGGCAGGAGCAUCGAGACCCGCCUGGUGCUCGUCAAGAGGCCAUGCCUCCAUGACGAGGCCGCGGCGGACGACGAUGGCUCCCAGCGGUCGGCGUCGCCUGGCACACCGACGGCGAGUAAAGAGCUACCGGAGAUCGAGGUCCGCUUCUCCGAGAAGAACGUGAUGGUGAGGGUUCACUGUGAGAAGAGCAAGGGGGUGGUCGUCAAGGUGCUCACCGAGAUCGAGGACCUCCAACUCACCGUCGUCCAUGCCAAUGUUAUGCUGUUCUCCGCUUGUACUCUGAUUAUAGCCAUCACGGCCAAGGCAAGUUUUUUCAUCCCCUUUUAUUUGAUGACUAAUCAUCUGUCGCGUCUGACCGUAAUUGUACCAUGCUAA